Phasianus colchicus (ring-necked pheasant) is the source of this 684-nucleotide messenger RNA. The record is from the annotation of a RefSeq genome assembly. Lineage: Eukaryota; Metazoa; Chordata; Aves; Galliformes; Phasianidae.
AUGGCAAACCACUCCCAACUAGGAUUUCAAGAUGCCUCAUCCCCCAUUAUAGAAGAACUUGUUGAAUUCCACGACCACGCCCUAAUAGUAGCAUUAGCAAUCUGUAGCCUAGUACUUUACCUUCUUACUCUUAUACUUACAGGAAAACUAUCAUCAAAUACUGUUGAUGCUCAAGAAAUCGAGCUAAUUUGAACCAUUCUUCCUGCCGUUGUCCUAGUAUUACUAGCCCUCCCCUCCCUGCAAAUCCUCUACAUAAUAGAUGAAGUUGAUGAACCUGAUCUCACUCUAAAGGCCAUCGGCCACCAAUGAUAUUGAACCUAUGAAUACACUGACUUCAAGGAUCUUUCGUUCGACUCCUACAUAACCCCAACAACAGACCUCCCUCAAGGCCACUUCCGCCUCCUAGAAGUUGACCACCGCAUCGUAGUUCCAAUAGAAUCACCUAUCCGAAUAAUCAUCACCGCUGACGAUGUACUCCACUCAUGAGCCGUUCCAACCCUUGGAGUAAAAACAGAUGCAAUCCCAGGACGACUAAACCAAACUUCCUUCAUUACCACUCGACCAGGAGUGUUUUACGGACAAUGCUCAGAAAUCUGUGGAGCUAAUCACAGUUUCAUACCCAUCGUAGUAGAAUCUACUCCUCUCAAACACUUUGAAGCCUGAACCCCUCUUCUAUCAUCCUAA